This is a messenger RNA of Larimichthys crocea (large yellow croaker), 753 nucleotides long. RefSeq names its product smx5 (gene lsm2). The record is from RefSeq and is a predicted model, not a curated record. Gene Ontology annotation, biological process: mRNA splicing, via spliceosome. The coding region runs from base 131 to 418 and encodes 95 amino acids. NCBI's taxonomy places the organism in Eukaryota, Metazoa, Chordata, Actinopteri, Sciaenidae. Gene Ontology annotation, cellular component: U4/U6 x U5 tri-snRNP complex; catalytic step 2 spliceosome; precatalytic spliceosome. Gene Ontology annotation, molecular function: RNA binding. The transcript has 5 exons.
GGCUCCCCCACGCGGAGCUGCUCAGUAGUUGCACGCGCUGGUCACGUGGCAGCAAUAUCACGCCUCCUCCUCAUACGUCAUCAGCAGCUAGCAGCAGAUAGCAGCAGCAGCAGCAGCAGUAGCAGCGAUAAUGCUUUUCUACUCGUUCUUCAAGUCGCUGGUGGGGAAGGAUGUGGUGGUGGAGCUCAAAAACGACCUGAGCAUCUGUGGAACACUUCAUUCUGUUGACCAGUACCUGAACAUUAAGCUCACAGACAUCAGUGUCACUGAUCCAGAGAAAUAUCCACACAUGCUGUCUGUGAAAAACUGUUUCAUCCGUGGAUCUGUGGUCCGGUAUGUUCAGCUACCAGCAGACGAGGUGGACACGCAGCUCCUGCAAGACGCUGCACGAAAAGAAGCGAUGCAGCAGAAGCAGUGAUUGGCCUGCGGGAUGGGGGGGGCGGGGUUUUUGUAAUAAUGCGUAGUUUUGAGUUCUGAGUUGUUGAUGAUUUUCCUGUACUUUGACAGAGAGAAUUUAAUUGCAUUCCUGACAUUGGUGAUUGAUAAUUUGCAAAGUAAGUAAUUACUGGAAAUGGUCUUCACCUCUCAGGCCGCGUCGACGGCUUCAUUUGAUAUACUGUCUUUUUUUGUUUUGUUCAAAGGAAAUGCAACUAAAUACAAUUAUGAGCCCGGUAGAGGUAAAGAUCUGUUCUAGUGUUUCUGUUGCAUAAUACAAGCACUGUUGCUUAUCUUAAAAAAAAAAAAAAAAAAAAA